This is a messenger RNA of Cherax quadricarinatus, 4139 nucleotides long. RefSeq names its product presequence protease, mitochondrial. The record is from RefSeq and is a predicted model, not a curated record. Gene Ontology annotation, cellular component: mitochondrial matrix. Lineage: Eukaryota; Metazoa; Arthropoda; Malacostraca; Decapoda; Parastacidae. Gene Ontology annotation, biological process: protein processing. Gene Ontology annotation, molecular function: metalloendopeptidase activity; metal ion binding.
UAUAAAAUCUAACAACAUUGCAUCACCGCAGACGAUGUGAAAAUCAUCAUCGUCCUCUCAUUUUCCCGUUAAUUCCACGCUGCUGAAUAUCAACAUUAACAAUAAUGACAAUAUCUAAAUUACUGCGGAGUUUCACAAGAUUUGGGAGGAGCGUGAACUUCAGAUAUUGUAAGGAAGCAAGCAAGACAUUGGUGACAUCUGCAAGCACACGAGGCAGUCCUGCUGCUGCUGUUGUGGGUGAUGCCAUCAAGGAAUUUCAGGUUGGUGCCAAAGUUUCAGGAUUCUUAGUAAAAAAAGUGCAGGAUGUACCUGAGCUUCAUCUCACAGCCAUCCGUCUAGAACACCUGGGUACCGGAGCUGAUUACUUACACAUUGCCAGAGAUGAUUCUAACAAUGUAUUUUGUGUGGGAUUCCGCACCACCCCUACUGACUCAACAGGAGUGCCACAUAUUCUUGAGCACAUUGUUCUCUGUGGCAGCAACAAAUACCCAUGCAGGGAUCCUUUUUUCAAGAUGCUAAACCGCUCACUUUCUACUUUCAUGAAUGCCAUGACAGGGAGUGAUUUCACAAUAUAUCCAUUCUCCACACAGCAUCCUGUAGAUUUUAGAAACUUGAUGUCAGUGUACAUGGAUGCAGUAUUUAAACCUAAUCUAUCAGAACUUGACUUUCUUCAGGAAGGCUGGAGGCUUGAGAAUCAAGACAUCAAAGAUAAGUUAUCUCCUAUAGUGUUUAAAGGGGUUGUAUUUAAUGAGAUGAAAGGUGUGUUUGCAGACUCGCAGCGUCUUUUUAUGCAGAAAUUGCAGAAUGGCCUUCUACCCUCCCACACAUAUGGUGUUGUGUCUGGUGGUGAUCCACUGUGCAUCCCACAGUUGACCUGGGAGCAUCUAAAGCAAUUUCACACAUAUCAUUAUCACCCAAGUAAUGCUUAUUUCUACACUUAUGGUGAUCAGCCUCUUGUAAACCAUCUUGAAUUUAUAAAUGCUAAUUAUUUAAGCAAUUACACAAGAAUUAACCCUCACACAGAAGUUCCUGAGGAGCCAAAUUGGUCCGAACCUCGGUGUGCUCACAUAGAUUGUGGUGUAGACCCUAUGGCUAGUAGUGAAGCUCAAACAACUAUAGCGGUAUCCUUUAAAUUAAUCAAUAUAAUUGAUACAUUUGAAACUUUUGUGUUAAAUAUUCUUGGGGAGCUGUUAAUGACUGGGCCAAAUGCUCCGUUUUAUAAGUCACUCCUAGAAUCACAGUUAGGUUCAAGCUUCUCGCCUUCAUCUGGGUUUGACUCUCAUACUCGCAAUACAACUUUCACUGUGGGACUGCAGGGAAUUAAAGAUGCUGACAUUGAAAAAGUUAAAUUAGUUAUAGAUGAAACAUUUGUUAAAGUUAUGGAAGAAGGGUUUCCCUCAGAACGUGUUGAGGGAGUGUUGCAUAAUCUGGAACUUGGUAUUAAGCAUCAGACUUCAAAAUUUGGGCUUGGUUUAGUUAUGAGUCUCACACCAUUGUGGAAUUUAGAUGGUGACCCAGUUGAUGCUCUUCAGAUUAAUAGUAAGAUAGCUAGAUUCAGAAAGUGUAUUGAAGAAAACCCAAGGUUUCUACAGGAUAAAAUCAAAGUAUACUUUAUAAAGAAUACUCACAAGUACAUUCAAACCAUGUCCCCAAGAGAAGGAUAUGAAGCUAAGUUGCAAGAGGCAGAGGAAGUACUCUUAGCUAAACAAGUGUCUGAACUGACAGAUGAGGAUUGCAUUAAAAUUUGGGAAAGGGGACACACUUUGGCAAAGAAACAAGAGGAGGAGGAAGAUCUUUCUAGUCUUCCAACAUUGCAGGUAUCAGAUAUUAGCCGGAAUGUAUCACCAACCUUCGUGACUGACAUCAAACUUUCUACUGGUGUCCCAGUUCAAGUUUGUGAUCAGCCUACUAAUGGUAUUACUUACUUCUCAGCUGUACUAGACACCCAAGAUAUACCAGAUCAUCUUAGGUUGCUUGUUCCUUUAUUAUGUGGUGUGCUCACAAAUAUGGGUGCAGGCCAUCUUGAUUUUCGCCAGCUUGAUCAGAAAGUGGAGAUGGUAACAGGUGGCUUAAAUGCUUCUACUCAUUUAACUGCACAUCCUAUCAGUGCUUCACAUUAUGAAGAAGGAAUCAUACUCUCAUCACAUUGCUUAAAUCAAAAUUUGACAAGAAUGCUUGAUAUUUGGUCUUUAAUAUUCAAUGAUGUGAACUUAAAUGAUCUGCAAAGGUUUAGUACAUUAGUCAGUAUGAUAGCAACUGAUCAGGCCAACAGUUUGGUAUAUUCUGGUCAUCGGUAUGCCAUGACAGCAGCAAGUGCCACCACCAGCCACAUAGCAGCUCUCACUGAAUGUUGGAAUGGUCUCACAUUCAUGCAACAGAUGAAAGCUCUGAGUGAAAUGGAAGAUCUAACUCAGACACUGGAACACCUACGUGAGUUAUCCAGUUUGUUAUUGUCCAGAAAGAAGAUGAGAGUGGCCAUUAACACAACACCAAGCUAUCAUGAUAAAGCACUUCACAAGUUUGAUCAUUUUUUGAGUAAUUUGCCAGGUGAUCCAAGUAAUUCCUCAUCUAUUGCUGCAACUCCUGGGAACUUCACACCACACACAGCCAAAACUCAUCAUGUAUUUCCCUUCCCAGUUAAUUUUACAUCUAAAUCUUUCAGUGGUGUACCUUAUGCCCAUCCAGAUUCUGGAGCUCUUAGAGUGCUUGCUCGUUUAAUGUUUCGCUUUUUGCACAGAGAAAUUCGUGAAAAGGGUGGUGCCUAUGGUGGAGGUGCUGUAGCAUCUCCUGGAGGAGCAUUCUCCUUUUACAGUUAUCGUGACCCACAUUCCACAGAAACUUUAGCUGCGUUUGAUGCAGCCAUUGAAUAUGUAUUAUCAGGUGGCUUUACUGAACGUGAUGUUGCUGAGGCAAAGUUGGGAGUUUUCCAGACAGUUGAUGCUCCAGUGUCUCCAGGUUCACAGGGAAAUCGUCGUUUCUUUUCACACAUUACCGAUGAAUUAUUUUCUGAUCAUCGAAGGCUCAUUUUAGACACUGUCUCACAGGACCUGGUGAGAGUAGCACGUGUGUACCUAAAGGAUGCAUCUGUGGAGGGAACUUGCCUGAUUGGCCCUCAAAAUGACAAGAUUUCAAAUGAUCAUUUUUGGAAUACUGUCUGUAAUUAAACUUGUUAAUAAUUGUAUAGUCUUAAGUAAACAGUAUUAGCUGUUAUAUGUUUAUGGAUGUACAGUCUUAUUGUCUAAGUAUAUUUUAUAUGACCAGUUUUACAAAAGAAUUCCCAGUGAAUUAUUGAAAAAGUAUUUGAACAAAAUGCUUCAUCAUAUGUUCAGUACAGUACUGAAUUUUAACCAGAAAGUCAAAAAAAUUAUGUCUGUGAUAGUAAAUUGGUGAAUAUAAGUAUACCUUUAUUUAUGGAAGUCUUUGGAAUUUCACUCAAUAAUUGGUCUGUUAACAAUGAAAAAGAUCAUAGGUCUAUUUCUGCAAUAUGGCAGUUUUAGUGGUCAUUGUACUGGAGUAUACAGUGGACCCCCGCAUAACGAUCACCUCCGAAUGCGACCAAUUAUGUAAGUGUAUUUAUGUAAGUGCGUUUGUACGUGUAUGUUUGGGGGUCUGAAAUGGACUAAUCUACUUCACAAUAUUCCUUAUGGGAACAAAUUCGGUCAGUACUGGCACCUGAACAUACUUCUGGAGUGAAAAAAUAUCGUUAACCGGGGGUCCACUGUAUUUCAUUGACCUAUAAUGAUAAAGAUAAAUGCUUACUAGGAAAACAUUUAACAUGUACUAUGUAAUAUUAAUUGAUAAUAUUAAUUAAUAUUAAUGUAAUAUUAAUUAAUAAAUAAAAUUAGGUGGAUUGAUAGUAGGUGUGAUAUGCUUUCAUUAGGAUUGAUAAUAUCAAAGUUUGUAAUGGUCUUUUGUAGUAUACUUUUUACAGGGCAGAUACAAACAUUAAGCAACCACAGUCUAGAAUAUUGUGAUUGGAAAUGUUCAUAUAUUUAUGGCAAUUAGUAUUAUCCUCAUUUAAAACAAAAGAUUCAACAGCUUUACAAAACAAGUCAUAAUCAGUGAUAUAUUAUAUUCAAAAUUAUGUACUUUUUCUUCUGUAAGGCAUUGUGUGACCAAAAUGUAAAUAUUCAGUGAAA